AUGCUGGACAAGAGAUGGGUGAGUCUUUGCAGAGCUGAUCCAGCUUAUGAGAGAGGUGCUUGGAGUUUUGUGAGGGCAGUGGCUGCAAAUACAGGACAGAUUGAUGUGAUCGUGUGCCCGUGUGUAGACUGUCUAAAUGUAGAUCGUCACUCAAGCAGUGAUGUAGUCGCACAUCUUGUGACAAGGGUAAUGGAUGAGGCUUACAAGCAUUGUAGGGAAUGGUAUCAUCAUGGAGAAGUGAACUCAAACUCUACAAGUGGAAGAGCAACGCAACAUUGGAAUGAUGAGACUGUUGGGCUGUAUAGAGCUACUGAGGAGUUUGAUGAUGAGCACGUUUCUUCUGAUAUUGCAGAGGGAGAAGAUAUUAAAGAAGAUGAGUUCUUAGCGAAGCUAGCAGAUGCAGAGACGCCGUUGUAUCGGUCAUGCCUAAACCAUAGCAAAUUAUCAGCUAUAGUCUCGCUAUUUAGACUUAAGACACAUAACGGCUGGUCUGACAAGAGCUUCAAUGAUCUUUUGGAGACGCUGCCUGAAAUGUUACCAGAGGACAAUGUGCACCAUACAUCACUGUACGAUGUCAAGAAGUUUCUGAAAUCAUUUGAUAUGGGGUAUCAGAAGAUACAUGCGUGUGUAAAUGACUGCUACUUGUUCAGAAAGCAAUACAAGAAGCUCGACAAUUGUCCUAAAUGCAAAGCUUCACGGUGGAAGGCUAAUAGGCACACGGGAGAAGUCAAGAAAAGUGUCCCAUAG
This is a messenger RNA of Microthlaspi erraticum, 747 nucleotides long. The record is from the annotation of a GenBank genome assembly. NCBI's taxonomy places the organism in Eukaryota, Viridiplantae, Streptophyta, Magnoliopsida, Brassicales, Brassicaceae.